This is a messenger RNA of Taeniopygia guttata (zebra finch), 8032 nucleotides long. The record is from RefSeq and is a predicted model, not a curated record. NCBI's taxonomy places the organism in Eukaryota, Metazoa, Chordata, Aves, Passeriformes, Estrildidae.
CCCCGCCGCCCGGCAAGGGCAGGAAGGCGAAGCGGGGAGCCGCGGCGGGCAGCGGCCAUGCGGCGGCGGCGCUGGCCCGCGUCGGCCACACGGACAGCAGCUCCGACCUCUCCGACUGCCCCUCCGAGCCGCUCUCCGACGAGCAGCGCCUGGCCCCGGCCGCCAGCAGCGACGCCGAGUCCGGCACCGGCUCCAGCGACCGCGAGCGGGAGCCGCCCGCCGCUCAUCCCGCCGCUCAUCCCGCCGCCGAGCAGCCCCGCGCCGGCCACGGCCCCGGCCCCGGCCCCGGCCCCGGGCGCGGAGCUGCGCCGGUCCCCGGCUUCCGCGGGGAUGUGCUACCUGCGGCCACGGGCGGGGGGCGAGCCCCGAGCCGCGGGGAGCCGCCGCCGGCGGCCCCGGAGGAGCUGCAGCGGGAGGUGGAGGAGCUGCGCUCGGAGAACGAGUACCUCAAGGAUGAGCUGGAUGAACUUCGGGCUGAAAUGGAAGAAAUGCGUGACAGCUAUUUAGAGGAAGAUGUUUACCAGCUGCAGGAGCUCCGGCGAGAGCUGGACCGGGCAAACAAGAAUUGCCGCAUUCUGCAAUAUCGUCUCAGGAAAGCAGAACAGAAAAGCUUGAAAGUUGCACAAACAGGCCAUGUGGAUGGAGAGCUCAUUAGGAGCCUGGAACAAGAUUUAAAGGUAGCCAAAGAUGUUUCUGUCAGACUGCACCAUGAGCUGGAGAGUGUGGAGGAGAAACGAGUUAAAGCAGAAGAUGAAAAUGAAGUCCUUCGGCAGCAAAUCAUUGAGGUGGAAGUAUCCAAGCAGACGCUGCAAAAUGAGCUGGACAAGUUAAAAGAGAGUUCCCUGAAGAGAAGAGGCAGCAGAGAAAUCCACAAAGAAAAAAAGACAUUUACCCAGGAGGACAGUGCUGAUUUGAAGUGCCAGCUCCAGUUUGCCAAAGAAGAGGCAGCGCUGAUGCGAAAGAAGAUGGCCAAACUGGGGAGGGAAAAAGACGAACUGGAGCAGGAGCUCCAGAAGUACAAGUCCAUCUAUGGAGAUGUGGACAGUCCCCUGCCUACUGGGGAAGCAGGGGGCCCACCCAGCACCAGGGAGGCUGAGCUGAAGCUUCGUUUGAAGCUGGUGGAGGAGGAAGCCAACAUACUGGGCAGAAAAAUAGUGGAACUGGAGGUGGAGAACAGGGGGAUUAAAGCUGAGAUGGAGGAUAUGAGGUGCCAGUAUGAAAAAGAGUGUCUCAGCAGGGACCACAUUUCAAGCAUUCCUACCUCACCCUACGGAGACUCUGUGGAGUCAGCCACAGAGCUACGCAGGCACCUGCAGUUUGUGGAAGAGGAAGCAGAGCUGCUGAGGAGGUCAAUCUCUGAAAUUGAGGAUCACAACAAGCAGCUAACGAACGAGCUGAACAAAUUCAAGUUUGAGCCAGGCCAGGAGCCAGGCUGGCUGGAUGACGCAGCAUCCAAGGGUGGUGGGACCUUGCAAGAGGAGCUGAAGUCAGCCAGGUCACAAAUCAAUGAGCUGAGUGGAAAAGUGAUGAAGCUCCAGUAUGAGAACAGGGUCCUUAUGUCCAACGUCCAGCGUUACGAUCUUGCCUCUCACCUGGGCCUGCGCACUUCCAGCCCCAGGGACAGCGACGCCGACAGCGAUGCUGGGAAGAAAGAGAGUGAUAGCGAAGAUGGUCGUCCACCACAGCCAAAGAGAGAGGGGCCCAUUGGGGGCGAGAGUGACUCUGAAGAAGUAUAUGAGAAGACAUCAGGUUUUGGGAGUGGGAAGCCAUCAGAAGUCAGUGACCUGUGCUCCACCGAGCUCAUGAGAGUGAAAGAGGACACUGAGUCAUUAAUUAACAUCAAACGUGAGGCUGAGCGACUUGAAAGGACUGUGGAGCGCCUUAUCACCGAUACGGACAGCUUGAUUUAUGAUGCAAAGGUGCACGUAACCAGCAGCCCAUCCACUGAGAAGGAUUUCAGAGGUGGUGAGGAAAGGAGAGAUGAUAAGCAUGAACCAGAGCUUUUGGACACUGUCAACUCCAGGAUGAAAGCUUUCCGGAAGGAGCUUCAGACCUUCCUGGAAAAGAUUGAUCACAUUGGAGAAGGCCUUAAGGAGCAGAUGGAGGACCUCUCCCCUCUUCCCCAUCUCACAGAGUCUUCCAGUUUCCUAUCCACAAUGACCUCCAUGUCCCGAGACUCUCCCAUUGGUAACCUGGGGAAGGAGUUAAUCACUGACUUCCAGUCCAAACUGAGGGAUCAGAUGGAGUGGCAGCUCAAACAAGAUCGUGGAGAGGAGCAAGAGAUUCGCCACCAGCGAGCCACCACCGACCCACACCGCAGAGCUGAUGGAGACAUUAAACUCUACAGGCCAGGAGACAAGGGCUGUUUCAGUCUAGAGAAUGUAUCGAUACAGGAGCUUCAGGCUCAGCUUGAGCAGGAGACAAGAGUUCACCGAGAGGAGCAAGAGAAGUUUACAGAAAGGAUCAUCCAGCUGGAGGAGGAGCAUAUGCAGACCCUGCGGAGAAAAGACUUGGAAGUGCAGAGCUUGACUUUGCAGAACAAACUGGAGGAGAAGACCUGGAGUCAGGAGAAAAAUCUGCUGCAGCAGGAACUCAGGCGUUUCAAGCAGGACACCUUUCUCCUGUAUGUCAAACUGAAGUGGCUGCUGAAACACUGGCGUCAAGGCAAGCGAAUGGAGGAGGAAGGGGAGGACACAUUAGAGAUGGAGCACCCCGAGACCCUCCCAGACUCUGGCAUUCCAUCUGAGCAGAAGGCAAAUGAUGCAGAGCGAGAGGAGGAGGAAGAAGACGUUGUGUUUGCACUGACGGAUUUCUCCCAGCAUCCCACCCCGGACAGCACUGAUCAUGGACCACAGCUGCAGACUGCAGAAUUACUGCAGCAGCAGAAGCAGGCAAGUGAAAACCGGAAGCUCCUGAACGCUCUGAAGGGUUUGCUGGAUGACUUCCGCUCGGAGCUGCGGGACGAGGAGCGGGAGCGCCAGGGGCUGCAGCAGCAGUAUGCCCUGCACAAGGCGGCCUGGGAGGUGGAAAUCACUGAACUCAAGUGUCGCCUCCAACAGCUGGAAGGGAAGAGUGAGAAUACCUCUGGAGAAACAGGUCUUGGUUUGGAUGCGAAGGGAGCUUUUAAAAGGGAAAGAGAAGAGCACAAGAAGCUUCUGGCUGACAGUCACAGUGUGGUGAUGGACCUCCGCUGGCAAAUCCAGCACAGUGAGAAGAAUUGGAACCGGGAAAAGGUGGAGCUCUUGGACAGGCUUGAUAGGGACCGGCGAGAAUGGGACCGUCAAAAGAAGGAGCUGCUCAGGCGGAUAGAGCAGCUCCAGAAAGAAGCGAGCCCAAGGAGAGGAGGUGGUUUGAUGUGUGAGCAGAGCGAGAGCAGCCGGCGGCCGUUUACGCCGCAGGGGAGCCUCCGCGUGCCCCGUUCCAUGGGGUCCAGGUCCUACUCCGACUCCGACACCAUUCAGUUUGAUGAGCGGUCACUGUCCAAGCUGAAGGAGAGCGACCGGUGCAGUGCCACAGAAAACCUCUUCCUGGAAUCACUGUCCCUCAACUCCCCCGACGAGCCUGAUGAGCAUCGCUCUCGGCACCUGGAGCGGGAGAAAUUCUUGACUGGACUAACAGAAGAGGAAGAAACACACAAAGGAAAUCUUCAAAGGGCAAUGUCCGUUUCUUCUAUGUCUGAAUUUCAGCGCCUGAUGGAUAUUUCUCCAUUUCUACCAGAAAAAAAUUUACCUUCAUCUGGCAGCAAAGAUGAUAUAACACCUCCCUUGUCUCCUGAUGAUUUGAAAUACAUUGAGGAGUUCAACAAAAACUGGGAUUACAGUAAUGCUAAGAGCCAUGGUGGGACAACUGAGAAGCCUGCAGAGGGUUGGGCAGAAAGGACAGAAAUUGGAAAAGCUGGGAAUGAUCCUGCUUCAGAUCCAUUCCAGGCAUCCUCAUGGUACCUCACCACCAGUGUCACUAUGACCACCAACACCAUGACCAGCCCAGAGCACUGCCAGAAGCAGCCAACAAGGAGUCACAGUGUCAAUGACAAAAUGGGAGUGCGGGUAUUUCACAGCCCACCGGUUGUCCGUAGGUUCGAUAACUCAGUGAUAGCUGGCAGUGAAGGGAAAAAUCAGGCUGAGCCAGACUUCCUGUUUUCUGUGACCAAAGCUAUGGGGAACGUCACUGAGACAAAAGGUGCUUCCUCGGAUAUGUUUGGAAGGUGGUCUUGUGACCUGGCCAAACACCAUAAAGAUUUUCUGGAGAACGGUCUUCAUCCCAUUGAACGUCCUAUUUGCACUACUGUGGGCUUUGCCUCACCCUUGCACAGCUUGGAGAUGUCCAAGAACAUGAGUGAUGACAUGAAGGAGGUCGCUUUCUCUGUCCGGAACGCAAUACGCUCCAACUCCACAGAGCCUCAGUUUAAGGACACGGCGUGCCAAACCAACGGCAUGAGAACGACAGGGACACAGACCACCCAGACCAUCAGCGUCGGCUUGCAGACGGAAACCCUGCGCAGUAUCACCAGCAGUCCACACAAGUGUCUGACACCAAAGGGGGGGUCCACGCCUGUCUCAUCACCAUCCAGAAGUCUAAGAAGCAGGCAGGUGACCCCCGUCAUUGAAAAGGUCCAGGCUAAGUUUGAACGUACAUGCUGCUCCCCCAAAUACGGCUCUCCAAAGCUGCAAAGGAAAGUCCUUCCCAAAUCAGACCAGCCAAAUAACCGGACUUUGCCUGGCACGCCUCAGAAAGGAUUCAGCGAGUCCGCUUGGGCUCGAUCGACUACCACACGGGAGAGUCCUGUCCACACCACUAUCAAUGAUGGCCUGUCCAGUUUGUUCAACAUCAUUGACCAUAGCCCCACCUUUCAUGAGACUUUCCAAAAAUGCCCGAGAUCUGGCAGCCGGUCCAGGUCAGCAGAACCCAGAGCAGAACUGGGCACAUUGCAGGAGCCAUGUACAAAUGCCCGUGGCAGAUCACCCAGUCCUCUCCGUCUGGGGACAGAGACACAAAAGGAAGAAGGAUCUGAGGUGACAAGUAUUAGGCAGGAUUUAUCUGCUCCUCCAGGGUACACACUUGCAGAAAAUGCUGCCAGGAUCUUGAAUAAGAAACUUUUGGAGCAUGCCUUAAAGGAAGAGAGAAGGCUACCUUCACACAGCCCACCAAAUCUUAGCAAUGACAACAGCACAGGAGAAAUUGUCAAAGUAGAUCCAGGGUCCAUAGAGAACCAAACUGUCUUAUUAACUACCCCCUGGGGACUCUAACCCUGCCUGCCUCACUGCUGUAAGUCCUUUCUACCUUGUUUCCAGAGCUUUCCGAAGGCGGUCAUUCUUGAACAUGUGGGUUAACAGAGGGAAAUAAAUGACCACAACUCCAGAGGUAUCGGCAUGCACCUGACAUCCCUGUGGGAUUCUUUGUAUGUCACAAUCAGGAAGAGCUCAGGAUAGGAGCUCAUCUGCUGUGUCCUGCAGCAGCACAGGCUGGGAAGAGGUCACAUUAAGUCAAAAAUUGUGCUGUUGGGUUUUUUUGCUAAGCUUUUUUAAAGUGGCAAAAUUUAAGACUGGCCCAAAGGUAUGCAAAAAUGCUGGGGAGUGAUCCAGAUUUCAGAUUCAUGACAAAUGCACAGCACUGCACAAGGCUUCUGGCUGCCCCAGGAUGCCUUCCCUCUAGUUCUGGCUACAGCAGCAGGUGGAGAGGGCUGGGAAGGAGCUUCAGCACCAGCCUGGAGCUAGAGGCUAAAGUCACCUUUGGUCAUUAAGUAGUUCUGGGCCCAGUUCUGUCCAGUGGCUGCAGUUGCCACAGUAGAGGGAACACACUGUGCAGAUAUAAGCUGUGACCAUCCAUUUUGCCUCAGAGAGAAGAGAAAACUGUUUUCUUUAUUUAUUAAUAUAGACAUAGCCAUGGUGGCUGACAGCCUGUUUUAGGAAAUAGCUAGAAACUGAAGCUGAAAUAAUCUUUCCCAUUUUCAGUGUUCAGGCUAAGAAAUGCUGCCUAUCCACCUACACCUCUGAGCAACUACCAAACUAAAUUACUCACAGGUUAUUUAUUAAAAAAAAAAAGCCAAAAAAAAACCAAAAAAAAAAAAAAAACAUUUCUAGCUAUGACAGCUACAUGUAGUAAGGGAGGAGGGGUUUUCGCAAACCAUUCUGCAGAGUUUCCUUGUCAUGGCUGGAUUUCCACGCUGCAGGGUGGGGUGACUGACUCAGCAGCCAGCACUUUCUAAGAUUUUGCUGCCAGUCACUCUUGGCCCUGGAGCAAUAUCCAUCACUAGCACAGCCUUGUGUGCUGCUGGACAUGUGUACAUCACAGAUAAGAUGAGUUUAACCUUGCUGCUUGGUAAAGCUGACCAACAUCUGCGGGUGUGCUGGAAAGAGGCUUUUGAACGGGGAGGCAGCAGUGGAAAUAAAUUUUGUUAUCUCUGUGCUAACUCUGUUUUACUGCUCUGAAACUAGGAUAAAGCAGCCAGGAGCAAGCAGCACUAUAAAGAUAUCAUUUUAAGCCUCCUUUUUGAAAGAGGCUAAGACAAAACCCGCAAAUCUCAUAGCCUCUUUUCACUGUGUUGUGCUGCCCAUGACUGUUGCUGCACAGAUGGGUUUCUCUUAACAAAUCUGAGUCUAGUGGCAGCUUUCGCAUGCCAUAUGCUGCCCCAGGCACAAUGGGAUAAGGUGAAGUAAGGACACACACUCAAUCCUCUUGUUAGCACCAAUUUCUAUUUAAGCCUUACUGCUGUUUUAGCGAGGGUUGUAAAGUUUAUGGGGCAGAGAUGGGGUGGGGGGUGAGGAUGCAGAGGGGGGGGGUGCAGGCUGAAGUGCUCUGCAAGUGCUGAGGGCAGCUGGCCAUAGCUCUUUCUCAAGCACUGGUGUGCAGCUGUAGAUCACCCCAUUGGCUGCAUGCUUCCCAAAACACCUGGACUGACCCUUCACUGAGGCUUCCCCAAGUCCAACAAUGCACUCUCUCCUAAACAGGUGUCAGCAGCUCCAUUUCUCAUACCUCAACUCUAUGUCUUCAAAAUUGGUCUUUCUGUCCUAUGACAUUCUUGUUUGGUCUUCCACUGCAACUGAGAAGUUCAAUGUCUUAUCACCUUGUUUGUUCACUGUCAAUCACAUCAUGUUACCUACUCCAAUAUUCUCCACCUUAGUCACUAUUCUCUUUCUCCAUGGGAAACAGUGUGCUGAAUCCUGGCCUCCCUGCUGCCCUGGUAUCCCUGCGUUUUGCUGUGCCACAGCUUUUCCUUUGCAUUGUAUCAUUUCUGGUCUCUCUCUUCGUUUAUCACUUUAUUUGCAUUCUGACUUUGGUUUUUAUUGAACUUCCCUGUACAUUCCAGUGACUGCUGUUUAGUGUACACAUUGCUAGAUGCUGGAAAACUACUCUGACUUGCUUUUAUAAAUUUCAAAGUAUGCAGUGAAAUUCACAACUUUGGCUCUGGCCCUAUGAGACAGACUUGCUUUCACAGUCACUCAUCUUGAUGUAGAGAGCAUUCAGAGCAAAGCAAAAAGUGCAAUUAUACUUUGAGCAAAGUCUAUGAAUAUUAAAAUCAUUACCAACUUAGUGCCAGGGUGAAAAAUCACAACCACAGAUUGUUUCUAAUUGCCAAGGCAAGAUAACCACGCCAGAACAGUGGAAACUUGGUGAAGGAAUAAAAUUUCCAAUUUCUUCCAUUUCUGUGAAUGUUGCCUUUAACAUAGAGUACGUCUGAAUCCUGUAGUUCAGGCUUCAGCAGCUGGCAAUUAGAAGUAGUGUUCCAGAAAAUGAAGUCUGUAGGUAAGCCUCAUCUUUAACCCAGCUGGAGAUCAUAACUACCCCUGUAGUCAUUAUUCUGUGCUAAGAAGUCUCCUGCAUGUCAAGUCUGAAUUCUGAAGGAGGAAAAAAGGAGACGGUGGUUGAUUUUUUCACCUGUCUUGCAAAUGCCAAACCUAGUCUUUUUAUGCUAGGUCAGCACUUAAAGUGUUGAAUAGUGGAUUAUCCUGAAUUGUUAUGCAAAUGUACUUUUCAGCUCUUCUUUUUCUAGCACAAGGAGAAAUAGCAAUUGAAAGUGUGUCAGCUACUCCAA